AUGUCUACUCCCACUAGUAAUAAUGAUGACUCUCCCAAAUCACAAAGGAAGAGCCGUGCCCACACCCUCACGCGGGUGCGAAACAACCAGCGCCGUUGUCGCGAGCGGCGUCGCCAGUAUAUAGCUGCCUUGGAACAAAGGGUUGAAGAAACAGGACGUCUGCUUGAAGAGGCUCGUGCAGAGAUUGACAGUCUGAAAUCCCAAUUGAUGGAGUGCGGGUCUCGUUCUCGCCGUCGCCGCCAUCCUCAUCAUGCUAAUCAACUGGCUGAGGGGGAGAGUGCGGUGAGCUACUCUGGUGGUGGUGGUGGUGGCUCAAUAGAUGCGGCAGCUUGGAUGAUGUCUUUAGGCCAGCAGGGUGGAUAUAGACAGGUAUCCGGGCAGAUUGAAGAGGUGGGAGAAUUACCUGCUCUACUUCCUGGUCCUCUUCCUGCCCCUCCUGAGAGGGAAGAUGACUGGCCUGCCACCACAUCCCAUCAGCAAACUUCAGAUAUUGGAUACAAUGCUACCCCGAACAUGCUCGCCCUCCAGCAAUUAGACAACACCCACCCGAGACGACCUUCUUCGUCUUCUUUGGCUCUCGCAAAUCAACGCGAAACUGCUGUCUGCGGAUCCAGGCCCCCAAACGCCGUCAAUUCAGAUACUACAUUAACUACUAGUACCAACGCGCCCUCACCACUCAGCACACUUUGGACACCGACUUUAACAGCACUUCAACUAGAAGGUUUAAUCCUUCCAGAUAUCCCCGAUACAUCCAACAGUGACUACACUCUAUCUCCAGCCGAUGAAUCCACAACGCCCUGUAGCCAAGCCUUCAUCUUCAUAUCCCAGCAGAACUUCAAGGGACUUGACGCAUCGUCUAUUGAACGGUGGCUGUGUCGCGGAUUUCGACAGGCGACAGACCCUAGAGAAGGGUGUCGUGUUGAAAAUACCUUGUUGUUGCAGGUGUUAGAUUUCGCCUCCUUUAAGGAUGAGGACGGGACUCUGCCCAACCGCCAACACCGCCAUUCCGCUAUACGUUCCAGUUGGGGGAAAGCAGGAGGCUUCACAACUUCACCCAGAGGGGCUCCUAAGGUUCUAGAGAACCUGACUCCGAACAAGCUCUAUUGCAGGGAGAGAUUUGUUAAGCAAACAUGUACGCCCGUCUACUCCCUCAUCAUAAUAAACAAAGCUGGCGGUCUAAUAUACAACCGCGAGUUCCACUCAGGACUACUGAAGCUGUCUACGAAUGAUUACCUGGUGCUGGCGGGAACAUUUCAUGGAAUCCACGCAAUAACCCGCUCCCUCACUCCGCGCCUCCCCACAAACCCCACAACUACGCCCUCUUCAGUCCCAAGCGCAGGCACAGCAAUUCCAUCACACACCCACGCCCACUCCUCCUCUUCCUCCAUCAGCAGCCCCCUAAACCCGUCCACUACCUCCACAGUCACCAGCUCUUCUCUCCCAUCCCACACCACCGUCCCCAACCCCACCCAACCCAUCACCGGCAUCGAAGUCCUCGAAACGGACAAAUUCCGCCUAACCUGUUUCCAAACCGUGACGGGGACGAAGUUCCUCCUCUUCACGGACCCGCUGAUGGCGGGCGUGGACGUCGUCAUGCGGAAGAUCUACGAACUGUAUGCGGACUACGUGAUGAAGAAUCCGUUUUAUCAGUUGGAGAUGCCAGUGAGGUGUGAGGCCUUUGAUCGGCACGUUGCGGGGUGGGUGAAGGGGAGAGGAUAG
Molecule: messenger RNA, 1719 nt
Organism: Histoplasma mississippiense
Lineage: Eukaryota; Fungi; Ascomycota; Eurotiomycetes; Onygenales; Ajellomycetaceae
Exons: 6
Coding region: 1-1719 (572 amino acids)
Biological process (GO): endoplasmic reticulum to Golgi vesicle-mediated transport
Cellular component (GO): TRAPP complex
Source: RefSeq, a predicted model, not a curated record